AUGUUUACAGUAUUUACCGUCACGUCGGUGGAGUCUCGUGAGGCGCUCCUGUCGUCUCUGGUUCUGGAGGCGGAGCGUCGUGCGGCCGAGUUGGCGGCUCAGGCCCAGAGAGACGGUUUGUCUCUGGACGCGUGUCACAACAACAAAGCCCUGAGGAGCUGGGAGUGGAGGAGCCGACUGUACGCACGCAUGAGGACCGGCUUCCAGCACGCACGUCCCCCAGAAGCUCCGACCCUGGUGCGUCUGUGCGUGAGCAGCAGCUCCACUCUGAGCGUCAGCUUCCAGGAGCCGCAGAGCCUCAAUUCCACUGUGGUCACCAAGUACAAAGUGGAGUGGAGCUGUCGCAAGGACUUUUCUCUUCUCGCUGGAGACGCAGUUUUGGACAAUCUCCAAAGUCUCAAGUUCUGCAUCACUGGACUCACCACGGGUCAAGUUUAUUUCGUGCGAGUCUCCGCCUACAACAUGAAGGGCUGGGGUCCCCCGGCCUGUUCCCUCCCCCCGUCUGCAGCGCCAUCAAACUGGAGAGAGUGCGAUGGUCGAGAGCCCAAACGCAGAGGUCAGAUCGAGGCCAUGGAGAAACUGCUGCAACAAGUCCGAGAUACACACAUGCAGUACUGCUCUGGAGACCCGUCCAAGCUGCAGAACCCGAGCAGGAAGCAGUCUGUGUCCAGGAGCUUAAAACACCUGUUCAACUCCAACAAGUUCAUCAAGACGCUCAAAAGAGGCGUGUACUUGGCCACAGUCUUGUACCACAGGGACAGUCUGCUGCUCACGCCUGACGACCACAUCCCCAUCGUGGAGGUGGACGACUGUUUCGGCAGCUCCCUGAUGCAGGACUUCCUCUGGUUCACCAAGUUGUCGUGUAUGUGGGAGGACGUGCGGUGGCUCAGGCAGAGCAUGUCCGUGUCCAUGUCGUCCUCCUCCACCCUGCAAACCAGACACAAGAUGCUCACAGCAGCCGCGCACAUGCAGAACCUGUUGGGGACACAUAACCUUGGUCGUGUGCAUUUUGAGCCCAUUAAAGAUCGUCAUGGAAACGUGCUGCUGGUCACGGUCAGGGAGCUGGACUCUCAGAGCUCCGCCUUCAGCGGGAAGUGGACGGCAGUGACCAAACUCCAGAGCCAAAGGAAGAGUCUGUCCACCCCCGAAGAACCGUAA
Messenger RNA from Boleophthalmus pectinirostris (great blue-spotted mudskipper), 1158 nucleotides. RefSeq names its product ankyrin repeat and fibronectin type-III domain-containing protein 1-like. Gene Ontology annotation, biological process: regulation of establishment of bipolar cell polarity; establishment of mitotic spindle orientation. The transcript is spliced from 11 exons. The record is from RefSeq and is a predicted model, not a curated record. Lineage: Eukaryota; Metazoa; Chordata; Actinopteri; Gobiiformes; Gobiidae. Gene Ontology annotation, cellular component: spindle. The coding region runs from base 1 to 1158 and encodes 385 amino acids. Gene Ontology annotation, molecular function: protein binding.